CGUUCUGCAUACAGAGCAGAUGGCGACGGUUAUAAAAGCCCCGCAUGGAGCGUCUCUGCACCGGAGAUCCACCGCGACAGCAUGAGUCACAGCAUGGAUAACAGACUCGACUUCCCGUACAAAACAAAACGUUCGGCGUUAGAUACCAGUGUCGUGUUUAGGGGGACGUCCACAGGCAUGAAUUUUGGAAACCCGCCAUCUGAAAAGUUUAAUGAGAAGGAAUUGAUGCAUGGCUUAAACGAUCGUCUCGCAGGAUUCAUAGAUAAGGUGCACCACCUGGAGUACCAGAAUCAUCUGCUAGAGAGAGAAAUUGAGGAGCUCAGAGGGAAAGCGAAACCCGCAUCUUGUUUGGAGGAGGAAUAUGGACCAGAGCUCAGGAAACUGAGGGAGCUGGUUCAGGAUAUCACUCAUCAGAAGCAUCAGAUUGAAAUUGAGCAUCAGAAUUUAGAGGACCAACUGUCCAACUUGAAAAGACAACAUGACCAGGAGGCGCGCAGCAGAUCAGACGCAGAGAGCAACAUUGUGGUCCUCAAGAAGGACAUCAGUGACGCGUAUCAGGCUAAACUACAGCUGGACAAGAAAGCCCAGGCUCUCGUGGAUGAAAUCCACUUCCUGAAGGAAACACAUAAGGCUGAGGUGUCAGAAAUGUUUGACCAAAUCCAGGAUGCGCAGGUGACUGCCAAGGAGCAUGAAUUUGGCAACCCCGGCGUCACUGCGGCACUCCGGGACAUCAGGGCACAACUGGAAGGUCAUACAGCGUCCGGCGUCCAGCAGGUAGGAGAAACUUUCCGAUCUCAGUUUGCGAGAUUAACGGAGGCAACUGAGACCAAGAGAAAGGCUUUGAAAGCGACCCAGCAAGAGAUUCAGGAGUACAGGAGGCGCUUGCAGGCCAAGAAUAUCGAACUGGACUGCGCUAAAGGCACAAGGGAAGCGCUGGAGAGGCAACUUCAUGACGUCGAGGAUCGCCACAAGGAAGAAAUGAUUCAUUACCAGAACACAAUCAAAGAACUUGAAAACGAGCUCAUAAACUGCAAGUUUGACAUGUCUGGGUACCUGCGGGAAUACCAGGACCUGUUAAAUGUGAAGAUGGCUUUGGAUGUAGAGAUACUGUCUUACAGGAAACUUCUCUGCGGUGAAGAGGCUCGGCUAUCCACGAUGUCAGACACCAACAUGUCUUUGCCCUACAUCUACCACCAGUCCCCCGUUUACACCCUGCCUUGCCUCAGCCGACCGGGAGGCCCGCGCAGACGCGCUGAGCCCCAGUACAAGUUUGUAGAGGAGAUCAUAACGGAGACCACCAGGGAAAUUGAGAUGUCAGAAUUUGAGGAGACAGGGUCGGAGGAGACAGAGGUGGGAAAGGACGAGCAGGAGGCUACCAAAAGAGAGAGAGGGAGCAGUGAGGAAGAGAAGGAUAAUAAAGACAGUCGAGAGGAGGAAGGUGAGCUGGUGUCUGACAGUGAGCAGAAUCAAGUAGGGACUUCAGUGAAUGGAGGCGAUGAUGGGAGUCCUGGGGAGGUGGAUGAUGGUGAAAAAGGUCAGAAAAGUAAAGACGAGUCAGAUGAGAGUGAAGCAGUUGACAACGAAGAGGACAGUGGCAAAGACAGAAAUACUCAAAGCAAAGUUUUAUUAAGUGAGAGCCUCGAUGAGGAAGAAAAUGAGCAAUGUCAAAAAGUAGCUGAAAACACAGAACAAGAGAAAGAAGCUGCAGUGACAGAUCUCUCCGCAAAACCCGAUAAGUUAAAGCCAGAGGUCCCUGCGGAGGAUGGAAUUGUGAAAAAAUCUGAUGCUGGUAAAAAAGGAGAUGCUGAGAAAGCUUGUUUUAUCUCAGCUCAAGCAAAGAAGCCUGAUGAGACCUCGACCCAAGUGUCAGACAAAACUCAAGAGCAAAGCAGCAUUGUUCAAUUGCAAGACAAGGUUCCUACUUUGGCUUCAGAAACAGCUGAGGAAUCCACAGAUCUGACAGCAGAGACAAAGAGCUCUCUAACCGCAGAGGCAGAGGAGCUUUCAGAAAAGGCUCAAGCACCUUCAAGUACAAAACCCAAGAGUGAGGAAAAGGAAGACAGUGAAAGAGCGCCAACGGAAACACGUAAAUCCGAAGCAAAAGGUGAUGAUAAAGUAGUAAAAAGCCUUCAAGAUGCCGGCAAUAAAGGCCAAGAUGAAGAGUCAUCUCUCAAAUGUAAUGUAAAAAAUGUUCCUAUAGAGGAGGACCAGAUGCCAAGCGGUGGGGAGAAAACCCAAACAGGCCAAACUACAUUGCCAAAGGAAAAGACAACGGUCAAUUCAGGAAUCAAAGAAUUACUUCAGGGGGCACUAGAGAGCAGCCAGGGUCAGAAAUCAAAGCUGUCUGAAGUGACAGAGAAAAUAAACGAUCCUCAAGGUAAAACCGAGAAGGUGGAAAGUAGUAAGUUAGGGAAAUGAUAAGGAAAGAGCCAAACAGAUUGGGCUAUCCACUGACGAGGAAGUGAGGAUGAAGGACAUUUACACCUUACAUUUGAUGAGACAGCAGUUUAUAGGCAAAUAUCAGGGAGAGUGAAGCUGAAAAUAGAGAAUGGCUUAACUAAUGCAGGUGCAAAUUAAAGGCAUAAGCUGAGCCAAGCCAAGACAAGGAAGCUCAGAGCUGUGGCUUCUCUUCAGAACGGUCAUUUUAAAAGGAGAGAGCAUGAUUCUUCUACUGCAACAGCUUUGCCUUCGAACUUGAAAAUCAACUUGCGAUGUUUUCCAAUCUUUGGACUCACCACUUAACUCAUUUAAUCACGAAUGUAAAAGAUGCAAAGUUACU
Micropterus dolomieu (smallmouth bass) is the source of this 2779-nucleotide messenger RNA. RefSeq names its product neurofilament light polypeptide. NCBI's taxonomy places the organism in Eukaryota, Metazoa, Chordata, Actinopteri, Centrarchiformes, Centrarchidae. Gene Ontology annotation, biological process: neurofilament bundle assembly. Gene Ontology annotation, molecular function: structural constituent of cytoskeleton. The record is from RefSeq and is a predicted model, not a curated record. The transcript has 3 exons. Gene Ontology annotation, cellular component: cytoplasm; axon; postsynaptic intermediate filament cytoskeleton. Bases 82 to 2418 code for a protein of 778 amino acids.